Molecule: messenger RNA, 2964 nt
Organism: Nematocida minor
Lineage: Eukaryota; Fungi; Microsporidia
Exons: 1
Coding region: 1-2964 (987 amino acids)
Source: RefSeq, a predicted model, not a curated record
AUGAAAAAUCCAAAAAAAGAGAAAAUAUUAGGUGUGGUAUGCAUAGCGCUGAUUCUCUUUAUCGCAGAGAGCAGAAGCAGCUGGAAUGUCUUCAAUGGAGAGAUGCCAAGCAAUGCAAGUCUAUACACGGGAGAAAGUAACGCAGCUAACGAAAGAGCAGGUCAGAUCAGUCAGGGACGUCUGUUUAUACCAGAGUUUAUACCAGAAUCUAGUGUUCUUGGAUAUCCCUUAAAUCUUGCAUAUAAUAUGCCUGGCACAGCAAGAGAGGAAGUCGGCAUAGAUCACACAGGAUUCUCUAUUGCUAAUAUGGGCGCGCGCGGUUUAGUCCACAAUGAGUACAGUCCUUUUGGAGGACAGCAGAGAACAGAAGAACGCUCUAGAGAACAGAAGAGCACAGCACAGUAUAGUAUAGGUGCGGAUAAACCUAGAGAACAAAGAAACCGUGUUGUAAUGGCUGUGGGAGAAAAAAGAAAAGCAAGCGAAACAGAUGACUCCAUGGAUGCACUUGCUCUUCAAUCUACACAAAAAAAUAAAAAAGAAAGAAGAGAAGAUGCACUAGAAGAAAUGGCUGACACAGCCUCUGAGGAGCAAGCAAUUGAAAGUGCAGAAGGAGACGAAGAAAUUCUGGUUCAGAAUAGACAGCUCAAGACAGCUAAGCACAUACUAGAAAAAAAUAAAAAAGCAUCAGAUCGUAUGGUAAAGCUGUGGAACAGCAAUCGACUAAUCAAUACAAGGAGAGCAGGGUACAAAUCGCACCACAGAACAGUGUACAAAUACGAAAAUGGCGGCUUUGAUGCUUCUAUGGACUCAGAAAUGUCAGAAAUAGUGUCCAGGGCGUACCAGAGAAGACUCAAAAAAGACAUAGAAAAUUUCUGCACCAAUGUUGCUUUUCUGAUAGAGAAGAAUCCGCUGUGGUACUUCAUUGCAAAUAGAACAACAAACAUAACCACAAAGUACAAAGAGCUUUUAGGGCUAAGGAACUUUCUUAGGGUCGAGAAGGAUGGCAAGUACAGAGAAAUGCUGGUGAGCCUUAGAGGGUACUAUCCCAACGUGUUUGAGGACAUGCUAGCAUAUGCAGAAAAGCACAAGCCGCUGCGGGCUAUUUAUGAGUCUCCUUCAAGCGUGUGGAAUGAGACUUUGGGAGAUAUCUAUGUCCAGAAAGACCUCGAAAUAAAGUACAGCGUAUUAGAGGACCAGGACAAGAUCUGCGAGAUAGAUGAUGGGAGGUACACUGCGCUGGCGUAUGCUCUGCGCAUGAUUCUGGCCCUGCCUGAGGUAAACCAAGACUUUUCCAGCAUCAAUGCAAGGUUUAUAAAAGAUACAAGGAUAUCAGAAACAUCAUCGUUUAAAAACAGACAGUCUCACCAAGUUCUGCUAGCUAUACACACGUUAAUAAAUGAAGCGGGAGGCGAAAAUGAAGAAACAGAAAAAGAGUAUGAGCACAUUUACAACGCUCUGGAGAACAUACACGACAAAACUAUACGGAAAGAAUCAGCUGUCUCUGAGCUGUACAAGGACAUAUACAUGGUUCUUGCAGAUUUUUAUGAGAAGGCGAAAAUAUUUGAUGAUGACAGAUACGUUUUAGCUGGCAAGUGCGCUAUAAAGCACCAGAAGUAUGUCAAAUGCGAGGCGUUCUUAAGAAUAGCAACAUGCGAUGGUAAGUCUCGUAUACAAAGCUGCCACUUUACCCAUUCAUUUGAGACGAACAGAUGGGACAUUUCGCCUAAUAUAGGACCACACUACCACGUGUACUACGUGGACAACACAACGCACCGAUCCAGAGCGCUGUGCAUGCCGAUGUGCAUAGACAUGCACGGAAAAGAGCACUAUUUACACACAGUUAGCGACAUAGUGAAGUAUAUAAAGAUACUAUACAGGAUAGAGGGAAACUUGAACCAUCUGUGCCCUUUUAAAGUAAACAAGGAAACAAAAAAGUGGUCGUACAUCAAAGAAGAUGCCAGGGACAUGACAAUGAAAGACCUAGCGAAUUAUGAGGUGGUGUUCUACCGCAUAGAGGGAGACUUGACAGCAGAGAAGUUUACUUUUGCAGAGUUUGUGCCUUCACUACACUAUGAAAGCGACAAUAUCUCCAUCCCUCUGUUCCUUACUCCUCUGAUGCGAUCAGCUGUGGAGAUCGGGCCUUUUAACAUGAUAGAUGUGCACAGAGAGAUAGACUCCAUCGAGUUUGUGAGCAAAGAGCCUGACAUGUACGAGUACAAUAGUGACUACAGAGGCGAAGAGUACUCAAACAUGCAUGCAUACUACAGCAAUCUGUACAUAGUGUCUGACGAAGAAAGAAAAAGCUCUCUUGACUGCUAUGCCAUGAACUAUCUGGUAACUCCGCAAGAAAGUGGCAAAAUGCACAUUGUGUGGUAUGUGGAUAUGGCGAACAGGGAAAAUGUGUACGCACACUGUCUGCUAGAUGGAACUUUCAAGAAAAAAGAAAACUCAAAAAAGCUCAAGAACUUUAUUGAUGCAGUAGAGUCAAGGGAGCACAGCAGGGACAGCAAGCUACAGAGCAUUUGGCUGAAAGGUAGCAGUGUGGCAGACAGAGCACCAAAAGACAAGACGGAAAAAGUGUGUAUAUGGCAAAUAGGCCCUGAAGAAGGGAAAUACGAGGUUAAAAGGAAGAAAAAGGAUCCGGAAGUAAUAAGGAGAAAGAUAAAAAAAGUGGAAGAAAAGUUCAAGAAAGCAGAAAGAGAGCAGGCAGGCAUGAAAGAGCUGUGCAGAGAAAACGGAAAAUUGAAGAAGGAAAACGAAAGAAAAAUAGCCAACAUCACAAUUUCAAAGUGCAGAGCAAAGAAGGAGCUUGAGAUCUUGUACAGAGAACUGCACGAAUCAAUCUCUGAAAAGCCAAACGAGCAGCUGGAGCUCAUAGUGUUCCGCAACGUGAACAGCAGCAAGUCCAAUCUGGGAGCACACAACGAGAUUCUUGAUGUGUUUAUCUCAGCGUACAACUCCUAG